AGCAGGUUGCGCCCAGACGCUCCGCCCCCCGCCGCGGCCCUCGGGCGUCUUUCCGCCCAGCUCGCCGAGCCUUCACCUCCGCGCCGCUGGGGCGGCCUGCGUCCAUCCAGCAGCUAGCGACCGUGGGCCAUGGCCGCCGCGGGGAGUUCCCGGCUCCUGCGUAUCGCCUCCCCAGCCCUGGGUGGCUCGGCCCGCCGCCCACUGCUCCUCGCCGGACCCCAUGCGGGGGCCAGCAGCCUGCCGGGGGAAGCCGGGGCCGGGCCUGGGCGGCGGCGCGCGCGGGCAAGCCGGCCGCUGAGCGUGUCGGCGCGGAGCAGCUCAGAAGAUAAGAUAACAGUCCACUUUAUAAACAAUGAUGGUGUAACAUUAACAACCAAAGGAAAAGUUGGUGACUCUCUUCUAGAUGUUGUGGUUGAAAAUAAUCUAGAUAUUGAUGGUUUUGGUGCUUGUGAGGGAACCUUGGCUUGUUCUACUUGUCACCUCAUCUUUGAAGAUCACAUAUAUGAGAAGUUAGAUGCAAUCACUGAUGAGGAGAAUGAUAUGCUUGAUCUGGCUUAUGGGCUCACAGACAGAUCACGGGUUGGGCUGCCAAAUCUGUUUGACCAAAUCUAUGGACAAUAUGACUGUUCGAGUACCUGAGGCUGUGGCUGAUGCCAGACAAUCUAUUGAUGUGGGCAAGAAUUCCUAAAACUACCAUAAGAAGAAAUAUUUUUGUGAAAUUUUACCUAUUUUUAUAAUUUUUAACAUAAUUAAAUGAGAACAUGGUUGAA
This is a messenger RNA of Marmota monax (woodchuck), 770 nucleotides long. RefSeq names its product adrenodoxin-like. The coding region runs from base 130 to 639 and encodes 169 amino acids. Gene Ontology annotation, cellular component: mitochondrion. Gene Ontology annotation, biological process: positive regulation of oxidoreductase activity; P450-containing electron transport chain. Gene Ontology annotation, molecular function: 2 iron, 2 sulfur cluster binding. The record is from RefSeq and is a predicted model, not a curated record. NCBI's taxonomy places the organism in Eukaryota, Metazoa, Chordata, Mammalia, Rodentia, Sciuridae. The transcript has a single exon.